Messenger RNA from Manis javanica (Malayan pangolin), 2182 nucleotides. RefSeq names its product intercellular adhesion molecule 3 (gene ICAM3). Gene Ontology annotation, molecular function: integrin binding. The record is from RefSeq and is a predicted model, not a curated record. Gene Ontology annotation, biological process: cell-cell adhesion. Lineage: Eukaryota; Metazoa; Chordata; Mammalia; Pholidota; Manidae. Gene Ontology annotation, cellular component: plasma membrane.
UUGAAAUGUCACUUUAUCACCUUGCGGAAGCACAGCGCCUGGAGGUCCCCCAUUAACUUCCUCUCUGGGAAGAGAACACCCCCCUUCACUUCAGUGCAACAGGAAGGAGGUGUCUCAUCCCCCUGCACUGCACCCGCAGGCUUCCCAGUGCUGAGAACAAAGGAAGCCGAUUGUGUUAGUAUUUCCUGUGGGUUCAUUUGGGGGCCAGCGCUGGGUAACAGUUCUGGCCUGGUGGAGACUCACAGGUGCUCUCCACCUCAUUGGACCCCCGCUCUGGAUCCCCGUGGCCACAGAGUAUCCAUCUCCCCCCUGCCCCUCCCCACGUCUAGGCAAGGUGCAGCCUCUGGACUUCUGCAAUCUUAGCUGCUGUGACUGCGCUUCCGUUCCCCGGGUGGCCCUGCCUGCUCCCUACUGCGUGGCACCUCGUUAAAGCAGCUUCCUCCUGCAGGCUGGCCACCAUGGUGCCCUCGGGGCUGCUGCCUGGGGCCUGCCAGACUUCACUCAUCUCCCUGCUUCUGGUCUGCUGUCUGCUGCUCCCAGGUGCCCAAGGGCAGCAAUUCCCUCUGCGGGUGGAGCCCCAGGACCCGGUGGUGCCUACUGGAGGGUCCCUUUUGGUCAACUGCACUACAAAUUGUCCCCAUGCUGAACUUCUCACCCUGGAGACAUCCCUAAUCAAGAAACCGGUGGGCAAUGGCAUGGGCUGGACAGCCUUCCAGCUCAGCGGCGUGACUGGUGACAGCCAGGUCCUCUGCUCUGGCUACUGCAACGGCUCCCAAGUUACAGGCUCAUCAAGCAUCACAGUGUACGGGGUCCCGGAGCGCGUGGAGCUGGCCCCCCUGCCCGAGUGGCUGCCGGUGGGUGAGAACUUCACCCUGCGCUGCCGGGUGGAGGGCGGGGCGCCCCGGACGAACCUCACGGUGGUGCUGCUCCGUGGGGAGGAGGAGCUGAGCCGGCAGCCGGCGGUGGGGGAGCCCGCCGAGGUCACGGCCACGGUGCGGGCGGGCAGAGACGACCACGGCGCCAGUUUCUCGUGCCGCACGGAACUGGACCUGCGACCCCGAGGGUUGGGGCUGUUCCUGAACAGUUCGGCCCCCAGGCAGCUCCAAACCUUCGCCCUGACCAUGCCGCUCCUCGAUGUCUCCCCGUUGUUGGAGGUGGAAACCUCGUGGUCCGUAGACUGCAUUCUCACCGGGCUGUUCCCGGCCUCUGAGGCCCAGGUCCAGGUGGCGCUGGGAGACCAAAUGUUGAAUGCCACAGUCGAGAGCCAUGGGGACAAUCUCACGGCCACAGCCACAGCCACAGCGAGUGCGGAGCAAGAGGGCACCCGGCAGAUUGUCUGCAACGUGACCCUGGGAGGCGACAGCCGGGAAACCCGGAAGAACGUUACCAUCUAUAGCUUCCUAGGGCCCAUCCUGAACCUGAGCGAGCCCACCGCCCCCGAGGGGACCACAGUGACUGUGACUUGCGCGGCUGGAGCUCAAGUCCAGGUCACACUAGACGGAAUUUCGUCCGCGGGCCCGGGGCAGCUCGCCCAGCUUCAGCUAAAUGCCACCGAGGAGGACGACAGGCGCAGCUUCUUCUGCAAUGCCACUCUUCGAGUGGAUGGGGGGAUAUUUCACAGGAACAGGAGCGUCCAAUUGCGUGUCCUUUACGGUCCCAAGAUUGACCGAACCAAAUGUCCCCAGAGUGUGACAUGGCAAGAGAAGACUACUCAUGUCCUGCAGUGCCAGGCCCGGGGCAACCCGGACCCUCAGCUGCAGUGUAUGAAGGAAGGCUCCACGGUCAAGGUGCCCGUUGGGACCCCAUUCUUUGUCAAGUUAAAACAUAAUGGUACCUACAGUUGCCGGGCGAACAGCUCACUGGGCGAGUACAGUCUGACCGUGGUGAUGAACGUUCAGGAUCGGAAUCCCAUCGCCGUGAGCAUAGGCAUGGGGGUGUUAGUGAUCCUGGGCCUGGUGAUGAUCUUUGCGGCCUUAGCGUACGUCUUCGGGAUGAAGAAGCGGAGUGACAGCUACCACGUGAAUCAGGGGAGCACCUGGUUGCCCCUCACGUCGAAACAGCCAAACGAGGAUGUGGGGGAGGAGCCAUCCUGAGCCUAAGGCCGCCAGGACACUAGGCUAACAAGGACAGGGGUUUCGCUGUAUGUCCGAGUUACGCAUCAAUAAAGCCGUCAAAAUCCGGA